This is a messenger RNA of Tilletiaria anomala UBC 951, 1780 nucleotides long. RefSeq names its product homocitrate synthase. The transcript is spliced from 3 exons. Bases 180 to 1616 code for a protein of 478 amino acids. The record is from RefSeq and is a predicted model, not a curated record. Gene Ontology annotation, cellular component: mitochondrion. Gene Ontology annotation, molecular function: homocitrate synthase activity. Lineage: Eukaryota; Fungi; Basidiomycota; Exobasidiomycetes; Georgefischeriales; Tilletiariaceae.
CCUCCCGGAGCAGACCAACCCAACUCACUUCGUCAGCACCUCCUCAACAGUUGCUGCAUACCUUGGUACGCUAUAGCCACGACCCGAUCCCGCUGCUCGUCCACUCUUUUUUGAAUUCUGGUGCUGUUGUUGUGUUGCCAGGAAAACGGUCUGCAACCCUUCAGUUCCAUCCAUCAGCCAUGUGUCCCACUCACUCAGCCGAGAGCUCUGGCGGCGUCCAGCAAAUCAGCGGCGCUAAUGGCCAAGUCAACGGUCAUGUCGCUGUCGAGACACCAGCGACCCGCUCUGCUACCUCGAAUAGCGGUGCAAACGGCAGCGCAAAUAGCAACGAAAAUGGCCGAGCACAGGUGAGCGACAGCUACAACAACCAACCCUUCAGGUCUCGUGCAGAAGACCUGCUCUCAAACGUCAGCAACUUCAAGAUCAUUGAGAGCACUCUUCGAGAGGGCGAACAAUUCGCAAACGCCUUCUUUGACACGGAGACCAAAAUCAAGAUCGCCAAGGCGCUUGAUGAAUUCGGCGUCGACUGCAUUGAGCUUACGUCUCCCGCUGCGUCCGAGCAAUCGCGCAAGGACUGCGAGGCCAUCUGUAAACUGGGGCUCAAGGCCAAAGUCUUGACCCACAUCCGUUGCCACAUGGACGAUGCCCGCAUUGCCGUUGAGACCGGUGUGGACGGUGUCGAUGUGGUUAUGGGAACCUCCAAAUUUCUUCGCGAGUUCUCGCAUGGAAAGGAUAUGACGUACAUCACCAAGACUGCCAUCGAAGUCAUCGAAUUUGUCAAGUCGCACGGCAUUGACAUUCGUUUCUCCACCGAGGACUCCUUCCGUUCGGACUUGGUCGAUCUACUCAGCAUUUACCAGGCUGUCGACAAGGUCGGGGUCAACCGCGUCGGUAUUGCUGACACCGUCGGUGUUGCCAACCCGAGACAAGUCUACGAUCUCGUCCGCACUCUCCGCAGUGUCGUCAGCUGCGAUAUUGAGUGCCACUUCCACAACGACACUGGCUGUGCAAUCGCCAACGCGUACACUGCCCUCGAAGCCGGUGCAACGCACGUCGACACAUCUGUGCUGGGCAUCGGCGAGAGGAACGGAAUUCCUUCCCUGGGUGGUUUCAUCGCGAGGAUGUACACUGCCGACAGGGAGUUUGUCAUGUCCAAGUACAACCUCAAGGCGCUACGUGAGGUGGAGAAUCUUGUUGCAGAUGCGGUUCAGAUUCAGGUCCCAUUCAACAACUAUGUGACAGGUUUUUGUGCAUUCACACACAAGGCUGGCAUUCACGCCAAGGCCAUCCUCGCGAACCCGUCAACGUAUGAAAUUCUUCGUCCGGAGGACUUUGGUAUGAGUCGAUACCUUUCGAUCGGUAGCCGGUUGACUGGCUGGAAUGCUGUCAAGAGCCGAGUGGAACAGCUUGAGCUGAACAUGACUGAUGAGCAAAUCAAGGACGCGACUGCCAAGGUCAAGGCCAUGGCAGACGUGCGUGACCAGACUAUGGAAGAUGUCGACACGAUCCUGCGAGUCUACCAUCGCGGUCUGCAGGGCGGUCACGACGUGUCACACCCGGCCGUCUUUAACAAGCUGCUUGAUCAGCACAAGACCGCUCAGUCCACUACCGCGUAAUUACUUUGAAUCUCCUCAAACCCCGCGAACCAAUUAUUGUGGCUCGCCGCCACCACCGGUCCAGCUAUUGUUCUACAUGAUGAUCGAUUCGCUCACAACACUGUAAUAUUCCGUUCUCAAACCCGGCCAGCUGUGGCUGGAUCGAACGUGGCUGUCCUUUCCAA